UCCGGCCCUGGCUGCCGCCGCGGGGCGGGGGGGCGGAAAGAUGGCGGAUGUGGUCGUGGGCAAGGACAAGUGCGGGGAGCAGCGGCUCGUCUCGCUGCCCCUGUCGCGCAUCCGGGUCAUUAUGAAGAGCUCCCCCGAGGUGUCCAGCAUCAACCAGGAGGCACUGGUGCUCACGGCCAAGGCCACGGAACUCUUUGUUCAAUAUCUAGCCUCCUAUUCCUACAGACAUGGCAGUGGAAGGGAAAAGAAAGCACUGACUUACAGUGAUUUAGCAAAUACUGCAGAGGAAUCCGAAACUUUUCAGUUUCUUGCAGAUAUAUUACCAAAGAAGAUUUUAGCUAGUAAAUACCUGAAAAUGCUAAAAGAGGAAAAGAGGGAAGAAGAUGAUGAGGAGGAGAAUGACAACGAUGAUCAAAAUGAUGAGGAUGAAGCUGAAUCCUAAACCAAACAAGUGCUUUAAAAGUCAACCUGGUGAGGAGCCUCCUGGAUUAGCACCGAAGCGUAGCACUGUUGUGCCUUAGAGACUUCCGGUUUGUUGUAUUCUUUCCUGGCUAAGAUGAGCAUCCCACGCACCUACGCCAUAAACAGCCAAAGGGAAAGUAAUCCAGGCAGCAGUCUCGUUGCAGGCCCACACUGCAGUGAGAGGUCACCAAAAAAGGUGCCAGCACAGUCAGGCACUGCUGGUUGACCUGCUGAUGCUCCAAACUGUAGAGGCAAAGAUGGUUUUGCUUCAUUUUUUGA
Propithecus coquereli (Coquerel's sifaka) is the source of this 741-nucleotide messenger RNA. It is a transcript of the gene CHRAC1, whose product is annotated as chromatin accessibility complex 1. Gene Ontology annotation, cellular component: CHRAC; nucleus. The transcript has 3 exons. Bases 41 to 442 code for a protein of 133 amino acids. The record is from RefSeq and is a predicted model, not a curated record. NCBI's taxonomy places the organism in Eukaryota, Metazoa, Chordata, Mammalia, Primates, Indriidae. Gene Ontology annotation, molecular function: protein heterodimerization activity.